Loxodonta africana (African savanna elephant) is the source of this 1351-nucleotide messenger RNA. RefSeq names its product GDP-L-fucose synthase (gene GFUS). The transcript has 10 exons. Gene Ontology annotation, biological process: nucleotide-sugar biosynthetic process. Gene Ontology annotation, molecular function: GDP-L-fucose synthase activity. Lineage: Eukaryota; Metazoa; Chordata; Mammalia; Proboscidea; Elephantidae. The record is from RefSeq and is a predicted model, not a curated record. Bases 122 to 1195 code for a protein of 357 amino acids.
CCGGCGCCGGAAGUAGCUGUCGGUGCCCGGGGCAGGUGCGGCGGCGCAGGUGAAACCGCCCGGGGCGCAAGGCGACCCCCCAGGGGGCGUGGCUGGGCCCUGAGCGCGCGGUGCAGCAGAAAUGGAAGAGCCCGGGAGGUCGGUGCGGAUCCUAGUGACAGGGGGCUCUGGGCUGGUUGGCAGAGCCAUCCAGAAGGUGGUGGCAGAUGGGGCAGGCCUGCCCGGAGAGGACUGGGUGUUUGUCUCCUCCAAGGAUGCCGAUCUUACGGACGCAGCGCAGACGCGGGCCCUGUUUGAGAAGGUUCGGCCCACACAUGUCAUCCAUCUCGCAGCAAUGGUGGGGGGACUGUUCCGGAACAUCAAGUACAAUUUGGACUUCUGGAGGAAAAAUGUGCACAUCAAUGACAACGUCCUGCACGCAGCCUUCGAGGUGGGUGCCCGCAAAGUGGUCUCCUGCCUGUCCACCUGCAUCUUUCCUGACAAGACCACCUACCCUAUUGAUGAGACCAUGAUCCACAAUGGCCCCCCCCACAGCAGCAAUUUUGGCUACUCCUACGCCAAGAGGAUGAUCGACGUGCAGAACAGGGCCUACUUCCAGCAGUAUGGCCGAACCUUCACCGCAGUCAUCCCCACCAAUGUCUUCGGGCCCCAUGACAACUUCAACAUCGAGGACGGCCACGUUCUGCCCGGCCUCAUCCACAAGGUGCACCUGGCCAAGAGCAGUGGCUCCGCGCUGACGGUGUGGGGCACGGGGAAGCCGAGGAGGCAGUUCAUCUACUCUCUGUUGGCGAGGAGGAGGAGGUCUCCAUCAAAGAGGCAGCUGAGGCCGUGGCGGAAGCCAUGGACUUCCACGGGGAGGUCAUCUUUGAUACAACCAAGUCGGACGGGCAGUUUAAGAAGACGGCCAGUAACAGCAAGCUGCGGGCCUACCUGCCGGACUUCCAGUUCACGCCCUUCAAGCAGGUCGGGGUCACCCCAUCGCCCUCACCUCCCACCCCUCAGCCGUGAAGGAGACCUGCACUUGGUUCACGGACAACUACGAGCAAGCCCGGAAGUGACACAGUGGGCGGAGCAGCACCGGCUCCUCCCUAGGCCCAGUGGUGACCACCCUCGGCCCCUGCCAGGAGCCGAGGGUCUGCCCAGCAACCGGAGCCCACCUUCCACUUCUGAUGGCCGGCUCUUGGCAGCUGUCUAGUGGGACCACCCAUUCAUGUCUAUCCUCAGGGAAACCAGGGCCUGGUCAGUGCGUGGUACCUCACUCUUUCACGCUGGUCCCUGCAUAUCUGGUCUGUCUACAUGUGGCAUUGCUGUCCCAUUGCCUGUGAGCAAUAAAGUACAUUUUCGGUUUUCA